Molecule: messenger RNA, 1813 nt
Organism: Chelonoidis abingdonii (Abingdon island giant tortoise)
Lineage: Eukaryota; Metazoa; Chordata; Testudines; Testudinidae
Source: RefSeq, a predicted model, not a curated record
CCUGCCCCCCAGGCCUGCAUUGACGAGAACCUGGAGGUGGUGCAGUUCCUAGUGGAGAACGGAGCCGACGUGAACCAGGCAGACAAUGAGGGCUGGACGCCCCUGCAUGUUGCUGCCUCCUGCGGCUACAAGGAGAUCGCCCAGACUCCACUCCCCUCCCCAGGCGUCCUGACUUCUCUUCCCCCCCUGCUGCACAGGUUGCUUCUGCAGGCUGGUUAUGACCCCAACGUGCGGGACAAGGAUGGCUGGACCCCCCUGCAUGCGGCGGCCCACUGGGGGGUGGAGGAAGCCUGCCGCCUGCUGGUGGAGCAUCUGUGUGACAUGGACACCCUCAACAACGUGGGCCAGCGGCCGUUCGACCUGGCAGACGAGGACAUGCUCAGCCUGCUGGAGGAGCUGCAGAAGAAGCAGGAGGACCUGCGCAGCAAGAAGGAAGCUCACCUGAAGCAGGCGGUGAUCGAUACCAGCGCAGAGCAGCAGCCCGUGUACAGCGCCAAGCACAGGCGGAGCUCCGUGUGCCGCAUGAGCAGCCGGGAGAAGAUCUCGGUGCAAGACCAGUCCAAGGAGCGCAAGACCCUGGGCCCCAUUGUCCCGGAUGAGGAGAACAGCUCCGCCUCCGAGGGGGAGGAGCCGGAGAAACCCAUCGAGUCCACAAGGCCCCCCCCUCAGGAGACCAGCGGCUUGAAUGGGGUUGCCCUGCCCCCCGUCUCCCCUGCAUCGACGGGGCCCAAGUUCUCUGGAGGGCCGGCCCACAGCGCCGGAGUAUUUCAACAAGGAGCCACCAAGCGAACCUGGCCCGGUCCGGCCAACGCCCACCCGGCGAUAUUUCACCCUGCCAGACACAGAGCCAAGCGAGCGAGCUUGGAAGACGGUCUGCAGAUGAAAAUCGAUGUGGGUCCUGCCCCCAACCAGCUCCCCACUUCCAGCACAGACCCCCGUGAUCGUCGAAGAUCGUAUCAGACCCCUGUGAGGGAUGAGGAGUCGGAAUCGCAGCGCAAAGCCCGGUCGCGUCUCAUGAGGCAGUCCCGGCGAUCCACCCAGGGCGUCACCCUCACAGACUUGAAGGAAGCCGAGAAGACCAUUGGCCGAUCUGGGGACGCCAGGGCCCCCGAGCAGCGAAUCGGGGAGGACGGGAAGCGGGGCCGAGAAGGGGAGCAGCUGCUGGACACCAUGGACUCGGCCAGGCGAUGCCGCACAGCCAAUCCUGAGGGCUCCUCGGUGUAUCCCGUGAAUCCCAUCGUGGUGAACUCUCAGGCAAAGAAAGCGCCGGAGUCCGAGGGGCUGGGGAUGGGCUCCGAGGCGGAGGCCGAGCUGCGGAACCGACUCGCCGUGCGGGACCGCCGGAAAGGCCGGCGGGAACGACGCUCCACGGGCAUGGUGCAAAACGCAGAGGGCGACGAGACCGAGGAGCCAGAGCAGCUGAAUGACGCCGCCCCGGGAUCCAGCACUUCUGACCACUUGAACAGCCUCCUGCCCCACCGGACGGACGCCUACGGCUGCGCCAGGCUCAGCAGUGUGGGCAGUGCCAGAGACGAGCAUGAAUACAAAAAGCUCUAUGAAGAUCUCCAGGUGGAGAACGAGAAGCUGAAGGAGCAGCUGCAGGAGACGCAGCUGAAGCUGACCCAGAUCAAGCUGGAGCUGGAGCGGGUGACCCAGAGGCAGGAGCGCUUUGCCGAGCGGCCGGCGCGGCUGGAGUUGGAGAGAUUUGAGCGCCGGGCCUUGGAGCGGAAGGCGGCGGAGCUGGAGGAGGAGCUGAAGGCCUUCGGACCUGAAGGCCGAUAACCAGCGCACUGCAAAGCAGAACAUGAACGCG